GCCCCGCCCGGCCCUCGGAGGAGGCCCGGCUGCGACCCGGGCCGCGCGCGCCGAGGAGCUCCCCGGACCUCCUCGCGGCCGCGUCUCCUAGUCCCGGCUUCCAGCCCGGUCGCUCCCGGCGGCUCCGGGCUCGCCGGCUGGCGGGGAGUGGCCUCAAGAUGGACGAAGGCGGUGGCGGUGAGGGCGGCAGCGGUGAGUGACGGAGUGCCUGAAGACCUGUCAUUAGAAGAGCGAGAAGAGCUUUUGGACAUUCGUCGAAGAAAAAAGGAGCUUAUUGAUGACAUUGAGAGGCUGAAAUAUGAAAUUGCAGAAGUGAUGACAGAGAUUGAUAACUUAACUUCAGUGGAGGAAAGCAAAACUACUCAGAGGAACAAGCAAAUAGCCAUGGGAAGAAAGAAAUUCAACAUGGACCCCAAAAAGGGCAUUCAGUUCCUAAUUGAGAACGACCUGCUUCAGAGCUCCCCAGAGGAUGUCGCCCAGUUUCUGUACAAAGGAGAGGGCCUGAACAAGACUGUCAUUGGAGACUACCUGGGUGAGAGGGAUGAUUUUAAUAUCAAAGUUCUCCAGGCUUUUGUUGAGCUUCAUGAGUUCGCUGAUCUCAACCUUGUCCAGGCCUUAAGGCAGUUUCUAUGGAGCUUCAGACUUCCUGGAGAGGCGCAGAAGAUCGACCGCAUGAUGGAGGCUUUUGCAUCACGAUACUGCCUGUGCAACCCUGGGGUCUUCCAGUCCACAGAUACGUGCUACGUGCUGUCCUUCGCCAUCAUCAUGCUCAACACCAGCCUGCACAACCACAACGUGCGAGACAAGCCUACUGCCGAGCGCUUCAUCACCAUGAACCGCGGCAUCAACGAGGGUGGGGACCUUCCUGAGGAACUGCUGAGGAACUUAUAUGAAAGUAUCAAGAAUGAGCCGUUUAAGAUCCCAGAAGAUGAUGGGAAUGAUUUGACACACACCUUCUUCAACCCAGACCGUGAAGGCUGGCUGCUGAAGCUGGGGGGACGUGUGAAGACCUGGAAACGGCGCUGGUUCAUCCUCACAGAUAACUGCCUCUACUACUUUGAGUACACUACGGACAAGGAGCCCAGGGGGAUCAUCCCACUGGAGAACCUCAGCAUCAGGGAGGUGGAGGACCCUCGGAAACCGAACUGCUUUGAGCUGUACAACCCCAGUCACAAAGGGCAGGUCAUCAAAGCCUGCAAGACAGAGGCAGAUGGCCGUGUGGUGGAGGGGAACCAUGUUGUAUACCGGAUCUCCGCCCCUAGCCCCGAGGAGAAGGAGGAGUGGAUGAAGUCCAUCAAAGCAAGCAUCAGUAGGGACCCAUUCUAUGACAUGUUGGCCACAAGGAAAAGGAGGAUUGCCAAUAAGAAAUAGGUAAAUGCCGAGAGCCAGACGCCACAGCAGAUGCACCGGCUGCUCGCAGGCAGCAGGACGAGGGGAGUGCGCUGCCCACGGGUCCUCCAGAACAGCUAGCCAAGGCCCGAGCCCUCAAAGCCUUGUGCUGUCCUCGGGGAUGUUGGUCAGCUGUGAGUGUUUCCUUCCUGCUACUGUCCUGGCGUUGACCUUUGGGGACCCUUGUCAAAACAGCACCUGGUGACACAGCCUCAGGACCUGCACAGCCCACAGGGGACUCCUCCUUUUCUGGAGCCAGAGCCUCAUCCACACCAUGCCGCAACACCUGCUCUUUCGGGCAGCACUAGCUGUUCUAGAAGUCGCUGUUUUAUAUCAAAAUGGGAAAGGAAAACCUACCAUUUUUUUAUCCAGAAUUUUUCUCAGAUAUAUAGGACUAUAGCUUUUAUAUGCCUUUUUAUAUUCUGAAAAUUAUAAUGAAAGAUACUUAAUUUCUAACAGUAGUAUUUUUAGAAUGGCAGCUAUAAACUUAACUCCUGGACACACGUAUAUACUGUGCACUGAAAACAGUCUAUAUAUGCAGCCCCCAAGCUUGAGUGGAAGCAGCUGGGGCCUGAUGUGUCAGGUAGGGCCCAGGCAGCCACUCUGGGUGAUGAGGCACUGGGGUAACCGUGCAGACCAGUAUGCUUGAGAGACUCCAGGUGUGGCUAACUGCCACUUCCCCUCCUGUACCCCCGUAGAGACGAAUCACUAAAAUAUGGUUAUGGCUCGGGAUGUUUAGCCUGUCAGUGUCGAGGCCUGGGAGAUAAGAGUCCUUCCCUGGAAACAGGCUGUUGACGUGUUCACCACACGGAACUGUCGUCUGACCUUCACACAUGACAGUUCCAUGUGGUCCACCUGCACAUGGCUUGUGUUGGCUUCGGUACUUUUGUUGCUUGCUGUUUCAAACUUUUGGUUAAGUGCUGCUCACUGACAUAGUAAUUAGAGCCGAUACUUUGAUGUAGUGACUAGGCAUAAGCAGUCAUACACUUUCCAACAUUUUCCCCUUCUGAGAGAGGGAGAAGCUGAAGGUGCCACUUAGAAACCUAUGGCAAUAGAACCCUAUAUAUACCAGGUGUGAUUUCAGGGUACUGUGUGACAGGGACAGGGUGAGGUGGUAGGGCCUUUUCUGUUGCACUUCUGGGGAGGCCCAUUCAUAAUUUGGAGGACCCUGUUGAGGCUGCAUGUGGCUUGUUUGGAAAAUGGCCUUCUCUGCCAAAGUGCUUGCCUGCUCUGUCUGCACAGACACACCUGGAGCUUGCAUCCCGAGGGUCCUUGAAAACCUUCAACCAAAUGCACUUAGACAUGACUUUCUGUGGGCUGUCUUGAGGCUCUUUGCCUCAGAGGUAGCUGUCACAUAAGAUUUUGGGGAUGGUGCUCAAGGCCAAAACUCCCUCCUGUACCAGACUGAUCACUUUUUGGUUUAUUCCCAUGCUUCUAGGCUUUUACUUUUACUAAUACCUCAAACCUGAAACCUUUGUUUGAGCUGCCUGGCUGGUGUGUAUGCAGCUUGGCUUCCAGUCUUCCAUGAUCCUACCCCACAGCCUUCACCACCUCAGACCAGAGCCUGCUGCUGAUUGGGCGCCUGUGUGUGUUGGGGGGGCAGGAGGUGGGGAACUGACAUGCCUCCCAUCAGGACUCUGGUGAAUCUGCCUUCUCAUGUCCAACCCAGGUAUGGUCCUGGGGAUACAUCACUCUUUGUUGGAUGUUGAGGAUGUUAAGCAUGAGGCCACCUCAUGGUGUCUUUAAUGCCAUAGUCAUCUUUGGGAGGGGACUUUGCCUUAUGGCUGUUGGUUGGCUGAUGGCCGUUGGUGCUAAGAAUCCUAAGUUACUGGCUCUCAGAGUAUCUACAUGGAGUCACCUAACUCAGGUUAUGUUGUGACAGUAUUAACCCCAAGGGCAUCUGGCCACUUCGAGGGCUUGCAAAGGCUCGGUCAUACUCACGCCCUUUGUCUGCACUUAUCAUCGAAGCAUUAAGCCCUACUCUGGCCAAAGACAGUUUCCUGUCCUGCUGGGCCCUGGUGUCAUUUUCAGGUGUAGGUAGACUGGCCCUGGAGGUGUCAGAACACUUGAGUGACAUGGUCCCACCGUCUACCUAGGAGCUGUUGGAGAUGCAGCAGCUCUGUGCUUCGUGUCAUACUGAUUUUCAGAGCUACAGCUGUGCUUUGCUGACAAGUUAGGUCUGUUACAGACCAGAAACCACAAGUGAUUUCUUUCUUUUUAUCUUAGAAAACAUUUCUAUUUACAAUAAAUAGUAUGUAAAUAAUGUACAUAUGUAUUAAUUUCUGCAGUGUUUGUUAUACAAUGUACAUACUCCCACAACCUGCAUGAAGAAAUAUCCUAUUACUGUUGAUAUCAGAACUUCUGGCUAUUUUAUUGCAAAGCAAACAGCUAGUAAAAUGGAGGGCUUACAGCUGUCAGAACUGUUGCAAAUACUGUGUUCCCUAAAUAAAAACAUACUGCUAAGACA
Messenger RNA from Peromyscus leucopus (white-footed mouse), 3856 nucleotides. RefSeq names its product cytohesin 3 (gene Cyth3). Gene Ontology annotation, biological process: regulation of ARF protein signal transduction. Lineage: Eukaryota; Metazoa; Chordata; Mammalia; Rodentia; Cricetidae. The transcript is spliced from 13 exons. The coding region runs from base 316 to 1371 and encodes 351 amino acids. The record is from RefSeq and is a predicted model, not a curated record. Gene Ontology annotation, molecular function: guanyl-nucleotide exchange factor activity.